AUGAGCAAAUCUCCAUUAAGGACUUAAUCUCAUUCUACAGCUACUUUCAUUCAAGAUGAAUAGAAAUAUUCAACUUCCAAACAUAAUAGUAUUCAUCCAACUCUUUAACCUUAAAUUUAUAACUAAUAUGAAGAAUUGAGAAUAUUCAAAUCAAAAUGUUAGGAAUAAGACAAAAUUAUAGAAAAUCAAUAUUUACAAAUUAAUGAAAUGAAGUAUUAAUAUCAUCUUUUAUGUAGGCAAUUCAUUUCAGAUUGUUAAAUCAGUUUGAUUCAUUUUAAAUAAUAAUUAGAAGAUUAAUUGUCUAUUAAAGAAAACUAUGAUAAAGAACUUAGACAACUAAAUUAAUUGGUAGCUUCAUUAAAAUCAGAAAACUAACAAUUAAUGUUAUUGUAUAAUGAUAAGAAAAAAGAAUUAGAUGAACUUACUUCCAAUAAUUAACUUAUUAUUAAUGACUUUAACAAAUAAUUUGAAAAUACACUCAAGGCUCGCAUUGAAAAUGAUAUCAAAGAGAUCCACAAUAAAUACCUAAGGGUAUGAGUCUUAGUCAAGCCUAUAGGAAAUCCAACUGUUAAAGGCAAAACUCUAUGAAUAAGAAAAACUAGUUCAAAAUUAAGAAGUCAUUCGAUUAUUGUAAAAGAAAUGCGAAGAAUUAUUACAAGGAAUUGACUAAAAAAAUAAUUAUAUAGAUGAUUUACUUCUUAAAUAUGGUGAAUUGGAUGAAAAAUAUGAAACACUUAAAAAGUAAAUGUCAUUAAAGCUUUAUGAAGAAGAUAUCUUAGAUGAUAUAUAGAAAUCUAAAUUUAAAAAAAGUUGA
Molecule: messenger RNA, 814 nt
Organism: Paramecium primaurelia
Lineage: Eukaryota; Ciliophora; Oligohymenophorea; Peniculida; Parameciidae
Source: the annotation of a GenBank genome assembly